Schistosoma turkestanicum is the source of this 2622-nucleotide messenger RNA. The record is from the annotation of a GenBank genome assembly. Lineage: Eukaryota; Metazoa; Platyhelminthes; Trematoda; Strigeidida; Schistosomatidae.
AUGAAGCUUCAUGUAUUGGACAUAAUAGUUCUUGUUAUAUACUUUAUAGCUUUAUUUGCUACUGGAAUAUAUGCAUUAUUUACUUCUAGAAGAGGAACUGUCACUGGUUAUUUUUUAGCUGGACGCUUUAUGACAUGGCUUCCUGUUGGGGCAUCCUUAUUUGCUAGUAACAUUGGAAGUGAACAUUUUAUCGGUUUAGCUGGGUCAGGAGCAGCAGCUGGCAUAGCAGUAGGAGCUUUCGAACUAAAUGCGUCAAUUUUGCUUCAGCUUCUCGGGUGGGUAUUUCUGCCGGUGUAUAUUGCAAGUGGAGUAUUUACAUUACCAGAGUAUAUGAAGAAGCGAUAUGGCGGAGAAAGGAUACAUAUAUAUCUUGCCGUUUUGUCGCUUAUACUAUAUAUUUUUACAAAAAUUUCCGUUAAUUUAUAUUCAGGUUCUCUGUUUUUAACUGAAGCAUUAAAAUGGAAUACUUGGGUAUCAAUUGUUAUGCUGCUUUUGCUGACUGGUCUUAUUACUGUUACUGGUGGAUUAGCAGCUGUUCUCUAUACAGAUACAUUGCAAUUUUUUGUCAUGAUUAUUGGUGCUUUAAUACUAGCCAUAAUCAGCUACAUAAAUGUUGGAGGUUUCAAUGGUGUCCUUUCAUCUUAUGGUCAUGCUAUAGCACAAAUGAAUAGUUCAUUAUCUGAAGAUUCCGAUAUAAUAAUAAGUUUAGCUAAUGCUCUUAACACGACUAAUUCUACUUCACUGACCCAAUUGGCCAGUUCACCAAAUGUUCCGCCUAGUUUAGGAUGCAGUCUACCAUCUUCGAAUGCUUUUGUAUUAUUACGUGGAAUCGAUGAUCCAGACAUGCCAUGGCUUGGAUUUCUACUCGGUCAAACACCUGCAUCAAUAUGGUAUUGGUGUACUGAUCAGAUGAUGGUACAACGUGUUCUAGCGGCAAAAAGUUUAUCUCAUGCUCAAGGUGCAACAUUAAUGGCUGGUCUUAUUAAACAACUUCCUUUAUUUCUAAUGGUCAUACCUGGCAUGAUAAGUCGAAUACUAUUUCCAGAUGAGAUCGGUUGUAAACCUGGACCAGAUUGUUAUCGAAUUUGUGGACAAAAAAGUGGAUGCUCAAAUUUAGCCUAUCCAAAACUUGUGAUUAAUAUUAUGCCAUCAGGUCUUCGAGGUUUAAUGUUGGCUGUUAUGUUAGCUGCGUUAAUAUCUGAUUUAACUUCCAUUUUCAAUUCAGCUAGUACAUUGUUCACAGUGGAUGUUUAUCAAAAAAUUAGAAAAAAAGCCAAAAAUAUGGAAUUAAUGUUUGUUAGUCGAAUAUUUGUCAUUGUAUUAAUCUUGUUGAGUAUUGCAUGGAUUCCGGUCAUUCAAGAAUUACAAGGUAGUCAAUUGUUUAUUUAUAUUCAAGCUGUAUCCGCUUAUCUUGCUCCACCUGUGGCUUCAGUCUAUUUAUGCGCUAUUCUAAUUAAACGAACUACAGAAAAGGGAGCAUUUUAUGGCUUAAUGUAUGGAUUAGUGAUUGGUUUAAUUCGAUUAAUUCUUACAAUUAUAUUUCAUGAACCAGUAUGCGGUGAACAAGAUACCAGACCAUGGUUUAUUAAAAAUAUUCAUUAUAUGUAUUUUGCUGUAUUCUCAUUUAUAACAUGUGGUUUAUUGGUAUGUUUAUUGUCAUUAACGGAGAAUCGACCAACCAAUGAACAAUUAUGUCGUUUAACUUAUUGGACUGCAUGGGAUAAACCGACAAAUACUAAUGCAUUUUAUCCAAUUGAUUCACAAAAUGAUAUUCUCUCUAAUGAAAUGAUUAUUCAGCAUAAUAAUAAUAAUAAUAAUAAUAAUAAUAAUAAUAGUUAUCAUAUAAUUGACAAUGAAAAGAAAAAUGUCAACUUAACUAACACUCACACUAUGAACUAUCAUCAUCAUCAUCAUCAUCAAUCUCAGCCUAAUGAAACAAUGCACAAUGUGAAAAUAUCUUCGAAUAUUUUAAAUCAAAUAAUAAAUGAUAAUGAUGUUAAUAAUUCUUCAAUGGAUUUGAAUGAGAACAAAAUUAUAAAAUUACAACAACAAUCACAACAAAAAGAAUCUAUAACUAAUAAAAAUACUGAAGCUUGUGAAAACAAAUCGCAAUCUUCAUUAUACUAUGGAAUUAUGAAAAAUAUUUGUCUUUGGUUCUGUGGUUGUGCUGAUCAUCCAUGUUCUAAUGUUCAAUUAAAAAAUAAAUGUAAAUGUUAUUGUUGUUGUGUUGGUUUCUGUGAAAAUUUAUCAACUAAUCUACAUUCAAAUGAUAAGAAAAUUUAUAUUAUCACUGGAAGCGAUGAUUUAAGUAUGGUUGAAGAUGACAAGCUCAAGAAAUCCAUGUUAAAAGAUAUGAAUUUGGAUUCGGAUAAACAUUUUGCUAAAAUUACUUCAUUAAAACAAGAUCCAGCUGUCAAGUUAGGCUUAUACAUUGGUUUAAUUUUGACUAUAAUUUUAUCAAUUUUUGGUUUUAUAUUUUUCUCUGUUUAUUUCGGUACCAUUAAUGUUGGUCCAUUACCGGUUUUUGUUGAUGAUCAGAGAAAUUUCAAUGAAACAUUCAAUGAUGCAAUCAAUUUAUUACAGAAAUAUGGAAUCAUCACAAUACAACACCACAAUAAAUAA